Molecule: messenger RNA, 1040 nt
Organism: Salmo salar (Atlantic salmon)
Lineage: Eukaryota; Metazoa; Chordata; Actinopteri; Salmoniformes; Salmonidae
Source: RefSeq, a predicted model, not a curated record
AGGCUGCCUAAAGAAGCAUCAAGAGGAGAAGACUGCAUAGCAACUGUGAACUAGGAUUUUCAAUUGGUGCAUAAAUCGAAGAGGGUGCGGCUUUACUACAUUGAGUAAAAUAUAUAUUUUACUUUCAGUUUCAUUUCUUCGUUUGCGACUGUUGGUUUGGUCCAGUUUCAUAUAUUUUUCAGCAUUGGAAAGACUUGGAAAAAUAAAUCAUGAAAACGGUUUUGUCCGUAGUUGCUUUCUGCGUCGUGUUGGUGACCAUAAACGCAAAAGAAUCUCCCCCCAAGGUGCAGGUGUACAGCCGUAACCCAGGGGAACAUGGGAAGGACAACACCCUGAUCUGUCACGUGAGUGGCUUCCACCCCCCUGACAUCAGCAUCCAGCUCCUGAAGAAUGGUGUGGAGAUCCCAGACGCCAAGCAGACAGACCUGGCCUUCGAACAGGGAUGGCAGUUCCACCUCACCAAGAGUGUUGGAUUCACACCAGACAGCGGAGAGGAGUACACCUGCAGAGUCCGCCACCUGAAGAAUCUGAAGACCUACACCUGGGAGUCAAAUAUGUAAGGAUCUGGAGCAGGACUUAAUGGGGGGCGUUCCAUCUGUGGCCAGCCCUACACUAGAGCUGAGAUGACUGUAAUUUCCCCUCUCAACAUGGGCUUUCGUUUUCAUUUUUGAUAACACUUUGUGCCAAGGUGCCAGUUUCAAGGGUUUUGAGUUUUAGAGAAUCAUUACUAAACACUUAAAUGAUUAAAGUUGUGUAGGUGACCUCUUCUAGAAAAGCUGCCAGUAUUUCUGGCUGAGAAUCGCAUUCUCUUCUUUAAAAACAAUAAUUAAUGAUUGAUCAAGUAUUUUCAUUGUAUUUUUUUUAGAUGUGUGGGGACUCCUUGUAGUCCUUUAAUAUCCUUGAAGUUGGUACCAUUAAGUGUGAGCACAACAUUUUUACAUAAUUUUAAACACCUAUGUUAAUGUGGUUUUAGUUACAAGCACAAAUUGUCAACAAUGUCAAAUCUGAUAUUUGAUUAAAAAUAUAUUUAAAAGCCCAAA